Periophthalmus magnuspinnatus is the source of this 3996-nucleotide messenger RNA. RefSeq names its product piggyBac transposable element-derived protein 4-like. NCBI's taxonomy places the organism in Eukaryota, Metazoa, Chordata, Actinopteri, Gobiiformes, Gobiidae. The transcript has 2 exons. The record is from RefSeq and is a predicted model, not a curated record. The coding region runs from base 95 to 2242 and encodes 715 amino acids.
GAAGAAGACGUCAUUACGCACCAGGACGCAGAGAGCACGUGGCAAACUUAGGUUUGCUUCUUUUUUGGUUGCUAUUAUACUAUAACUACAAAAAAUGGCUACACUGGUGCAGAAGACACGAUACACGGUGGAAGAAGCUCUAAAACUGAUCGAGGAGGAUAAUGACGCCACAGUCUGUGUGCAUGAUUCAUCAUCUGAAGAUGAAGAUCUUUUGCAUCCCGCAAACAGCGACAGUGGAUCAGAAUACUGUCCUUCAUCGGAGUCAGAAAGUGAUGAGGAUGAGGAUUAUGAGCCACCAAAAAAAGCUACCAAGCAGACGGCUCCAGCACCACCCCCGAAGUUCUCACCUCGGCCUUUGUCUUCAGAAGCCUCUUCGACACCUCCGCCAAGCCCAACAUUUCAGCCUUUGUCUUCAGAAGCCUCUUCGACACCUCCGUCAAGCCCAACAUUUCAGCCUUUGUCUCCAAAAGCCUCUUCGACACCUCUGCCAAGGCCAACACCCCAGCCUUUGUCUCCAUCACCAUCUACCCCCACCACUGUGCGGAAAAGAGGACGGCCACCAGGGACUUCUCCUCCAUCCAAAAAGAGACGUCAAAAUGCAAAACGCUUAUUUGCACCGAGUGAGGGGGAGGACAGGUGGCGAAACAGAGAGGAAGAGGACAUUACACCACACGUUCCCAGUUUUAUGCCAGUCAGGACUCCAGGCCCCAACAUCGACACCUCCAAGAAUUGGUCCCCCCUCAGCCUGUUCCAUCUUUAUUUUUCAACAAAGGUUGUCAAAACUAUAAUCAACAACACAAAUGCCAACGCUGCUAGAAAAAAGGCAGGUGGGAUGGCAUUCAAGUGGGAGGAUCUUACUGUGAAAGACUUUUAUAUAUUUCUAUCUAUUAUACUUUUCAUGGGGCUUGUACCUGUUCCUCAGAGGUCCGAUUAUUGGAGGGCAAGGUGGCCGUACAACUUCCCAUUUCCGAGAAAAAGUAUGACUCGAGACCGCUUUGAGGCUAUUAUGUGGUCACUACACCUCAGCAACCUCAAAGAGGAUGAAGAAAAUGAGAGGAAAAAGCAUACACCGGACUACGACAGACUUCAAAAAAUCAAACCUUUGUACACGGACAUAAUCCAUGCAUGCAGGUCUUUCUUCCAGCCAUACCAACACAUAUCCAUAGAUGAGCGAAUGGUUGCCACAAAAGCCAGAAUAAGCAUCAAGCAGUACAUAAAGAACAAACCUAUUAAGUGGGGUUACAAACUUUUUGUGCUGGCAGAUUCUUUGACAGGCUAUACGUGGAACUUUUUUGUUUACACUGGGAAAUCAGCGUCCACCUCUACCGCAAGUCAUGGUCUGGGCUACUCUACUGUCAUGGACCUUAUGCCUUUAGGUUUGCUUGGUCGUGGCUACAAACUGUAUACGGACAACUUUUACACCAGCGCAACUUUGCUAAACGACCUUCUCGAAUUGAACACGGCAGCUUGUGGAACUCUAAGAAAAAAUCAUGUUGACUUCCCACAGAGUAAAAACGAUUUGCCAAAAAACGCACAGAGGGGGGACAUGCGGUGGAUGCGCAGUGGCCAACUAUUAUUUGUCAAGUGGAUGGACACGAGGGAGGUAGCCAUAUGCUCCACAAUCCACAAAGCAGACAGUGGCCAGACUGUAAAGAGAAAGGUGAAGGAGGAUGGUUUGUGGCAAACCAAAGACAUCCCUGUUCCGGACUCCAUUGUGGAUUACAAUGCCAACAUGGGUGGAGUGGAUCUAUCUGAUGCGCUCAUUGGUUACUACACUGUCCACCAUAAAACCAAGAAGUGGUACAAGACUUUUUUUUACCACUUCCUUGACAUUGCCAUAGUGAACAGCUUCCUUUUACACAAGGAGCUGUUCAAACAACGACAGGACCCCACUCAGACAAAGCCCCUUACCCAAAAGGUUUUCAGGGAGCAGCUGGGUAAGGAGAUGCUGGACUUUGCUGAAGCCUCAGCAGCCUCUGCAGACUCCACAUCCUCAGCAGCUUCCGCCACCUCCACAUCCUCAGCAGCCAACAAUCCUAUGUCCCCCACCAAAUGUGUCCCUGGUUAUUAUGAUGGGGAUGGCAGAGUAAGGAAGCAUUGUAAAUGGUGCCUUGAGCAGGGGAUCCCCAGAGUGAAGACACCGGUUUAUUGUAAAAAGUGCAGUGUGCCUCUCUGCUUCGUUCCAAAGAGGAAUUGCUACGAGCUGUGGCAUGAGAGAAAGCAAAAAAAAAUGUUUUCUUAAGGUCUACUGAACACCAUUAGUGAUAUAAAAAUAAAAUAUAUAACUUUUACAUGACAGAAAUGCAAAUGGCACUAAUGGAGACCUCGCCUGAAUUUCCUGUUUCUUAAGUCAAAAAUAAUUAAAUUUGAAGAUCUAAUCAAAUUCAAAACUCUACAAAUUGUAUAUAAAGCACGGUACAAUCUGCUUCCAAAUAAUAUCCAAGGCAUGUUUCAAAUUAGAGUUAAUAAAUACAAUCUGAGGGGACAAAUGAAUCUUAGGAAAAAGUAUGUUCAUUACCCGACGUGGAGUUGAUCUUUGGAAUGAAUUGGAAGAAAAUUUAAAAUGUAGUAACUCUCUAGUAAACUUCAAACGACUAUACAAAUUAAAUAUAUUCAAAAACUAUGCUACUAAAGAAGGAUCAUAGUAAAACUAUGAAUACUCAUCAAUUUGUUGGUUGUUAACAAUUCUCUGUCAUUCAUUAUCUACUGCCGCAAUUUAGUGAGUCUUUAAUCUACGUACACAUUAUGCCCACACAUUACAUGCAUGCACAUGCACACCCGGUGUGUAUGUGCAUGUGUUUGAAUGAUACACACAUACACUUUACUUGCAUGCACAUGCGCACCCGGUGUGUGUGGGCAUGUGUAUGGAUGUUAUACACAUACACACAUCAUACAUACAUACACACACACAUACACACGCACAGAUGGUGAAGGAAUGUAUCUAUGUUUGCUGCUGCAAUGAAAUCUAAAUGGUGUGACUUAGUUAAAUAUGGGGGGUAAGCGCUCACAAGUAUUUUACUUCUGCUUACUCCUUUUGAGCAUUGUACAAAACUUGGGAUUUGGGUGUACACUGUUUUGUUUUUGUUUGUUUUUUUAUUAUGUCUGCUCAAAUAAACAAUAUUCAUUCAUUCAUUCAUUCCUGUACUAAAAUCUCUAUCUUUUGAUCUUAUCAGUUUCAAACUUUGCAGAGAUCAUGUUCACAUGUUUUGUUUCUAUUUUAUGAAGUAAAAAGGCAAUGUUUGCAACAUUCCAAAGAGUUAUUCAUCAUAAAACAUGUGUUUUUUUUAGGCGAGGCUAAAAAAAAUCUAAAUUUUUGCUGUGUUUCAUCCUAAUUUUCUAAUUUUUAUCAGUAACACAUACAUGGAUAAAUGACAUAUCAGAUUAUUCUGCCCAUUGAUCCCUUUACAGUGGCACAAAAUCAUUCAAAUACACCUUGGGGUUGCUGAAAUAGACCGAUUUAUAAAUGGAUAUACAUUUUUUGAAAUUUGUAUUCAAAAUAGGCUUAGGUAGAAAAGCUACUAUUCAUUUUCAAAUUUAACCCAUACAUAUUUCCAAUGUUUUAUAAUGUAUUUAAAAGUGCUAUGUAAAGAUAGAUAGAUAUAGAUUAAUAUAAGGCAGUGUCCAGCAGUAAUCUGACCAGAACUGAAGAAGCAGCUACAACGUUUUGUCCCAUUGACAGAUUUGAAUUUUGCUUUUACUAUGGAUCAGACCUGGACGACUCAGGGAUUACAUGGACUACUAUUUUGCUGUAUUUCAACCUCCGCUGUAUUCUUAACCUGACAGGUAGACCCCAUCUCCUCCUGCUGCUGUCAGACUGUACAAUGAACACUGUUAACACUGAACAUGUGUCACGUGCAAUACUCAAGUCACUUUACAAAGAUGUUAUAUUAAAGUCUAUGCAUGUAUGUACCAUUUCCCUUCUGUUCUUUAACUGUGAGGUGCAAUACUGGAAUUUCCCCACUGUGGGACUAAUAAAGGCAUAUCUUAUCUUAUCUC